Molecule: messenger RNA, 1063 nt
Organism: Schizosaccharomyces octosporus yFS286
Lineage: Eukaryota; Fungi; Ascomycota; Schizosaccharomycetes; Schizosaccharomycetales; Schizosaccharomycetaceae
Product: spermidine synthase
Exons: 1
Coding region: 63-959 (298 amino acids)
Biological process (GO): spermidine biosynthetic process
Cellular component (GO): cytosol
Molecular function (GO): spermidine synthase activity
Source: RefSeq, a predicted model, not a curated record
CACGUACCUGUGAAUUCUUACAUUUAAGAGGACCUUUUUGGAUUCCUUCGAUUUGUUGAAAAAUGUCUGGGCAAGAACUCUCUCAUCCUCUCAUCAAGGACGGUUGGUUCCGUGAAAUCAACCAUAUGUGGCCUGGUCAAGCUAUGACCUUGCAAGUUAAGAAGGUUCUUUAUGCUGGCAAGUCCAAGUACCAAGAUGUUUUGGUUUUUGAGAGUGAAACCUAUGGUCGCGUUUUGGUUUUAGAUGGUGCUAUUCAAUGCACGGAGCGUGAUGAGUUUUCUUACCAAGAAAUGAUUGCUCAUUUAGCUCUCAAUUCCCAUCCCAGUCCUAAGAAGGUUCUUGUUAUUGGCGGUGGUGAUGGCGGUGUACUUCGUGAAGUCGUUAAGCAUGAUUGUAUAGAAGAGGCCGUUUUGUGUGACAUUGAUGAGGAUGUCCUUAAGGUUUCUAGGGAGCAUCUCCCCGAGAUGGCUGAAGGUCUCAAUCAUCCUAAGGUAAAGGUUCACAUUGGUGAUGGGUUCCAAUUUUUAAAGGAUUACAAAAAUACUUUUGAUGUUAUCAUUACCGAUUCUUCUGAUCCUGAUGGUCCUGCAGAAGCUCUUUUCCAAAAGCCCUAUUUUGAACUUCUUUCUGAUGCUCUCCGUGAUGGUGGUGUUAUCACUACUCAGGCUGAAUGUAUCUGGCUCCACCUUGGCGUUAUUGGUGAUGUCUUGAAGGCCGUUAAGUCUGCUUUCCCCAAUGUCCGUUAUGCCUACACAACCAUUCCUACUUACCCCUCUGGUCAAAUUGGUUUCGUUGUUGCUUCCAAGAAUCCAGUUAUUGACUUGAGUAGACCUGUUCGCAACUGGACUCCUGAGCAAGAAAUGAAGCUUUGCAGAUACUACAACAGCAAGCUCCAUUCCGCUGCCUUCGUUCUUCCCAACUUUGCUCGUGAGGUCGUUGAAAAGUCUCUUUCCGCCUAAUUUUUUCAUCUGUACGAGUUUUGCAAAAUAAUGUUUAGUUUAUUCCUUACUCAUGUUUUAUAGCUGAAAAAAAAAAAUAUUAUCUUCAAGUACAUUUUCAGGUA